UCGUACGCCUCCAGUCCGGGACCCACGCCGCCAGCCCUAGUGGGCGGCCGGAUUCGCGUCCCGCCUCAGCUCCCGGAGGACAUGCUGGAGAGAGAAUGAGCCAGAGAGACACACUGGUGCAUCUGUUUGCUGGGGGAUGUGGUGGUACAGUGGGAGCUAUUCUGACAUGUCCGCUGGAAGUUGUAAAAACACGACUGCAGUCAUCUUCUGUGACGCUUUAUAUUUCUGAAGUUCAUCUGAAUACAAUGGCUGGAGCCAGUGUCAACCGAGUAGUGUCUCCUGGACCUCUCCAUUGCCUAAAGGUGAUCUUGGAAAAAGAAGGGCCUCGUUCCUUGUUUAGAGGAUUAGGCCCCAAUUUAGUGGGGGUGGCCCCUUCCAGAGCAAUAUACUUUGCUGCUUAUUCAAACUGCAAGGAAAAGUUGAAUGAUGUAUUUGAUCCUGAUUCCACCCAGGUACACAUGAUUUCAGCGGCAAUGGCAGGUUUUACUGCAAUCACGGCAACGAACCCCAUUUGGCUUAUUAAGACUCGCUUACAGCUUGAUGCAAGGAACCGUGGGGAAAAGCGAAUGGGUGCUUUGGAAUGUGUUCGCAGAGUGUAUCAGACAGACGGACUUAGAGGAUUUUAUAGGGGCAUGUCUGCUUCAUAUGCUGGCAUAUCAGAGACUGUUAUCCAUUUUGUUAUUUAUGAAAGUAUAAAGCAAAAACUACUGGAAUAUAAAACUGCUUCUACAAUGGAAAAUGAGGAAGAGUCUGUGAAAGAAGCAUCAGAUUUUGUGGGAAUGAUGCUCGCUGCUGCCACCUCAAAAACUUGUGCCACAACUAUAGCCUAUCCACAUGAAGUUAUAAGAACAAGACUACGUGAAGAGGGAACAAAAUACAGGUCUUUCUUUCAGACACUGUCUUUGGUUGUUCAGGAAGAAGGAUAUGGGUCUCUUUACCGUGGUCUAACAACUCAUCUGGUGAGACAGAUUCCAAACACAGCCAUUAUGAUGGCCACCUAUGAACUGGUGGUCUACCUGCUCAACGGAUAGCAGCACAUAGGGCUGCUGGACUGCAAAGAGGGAAGACCAAAAGAUUAUAGUGGACCAUGGAGUAUUGAAGCCAGCCUGGUGGACAGAAGAAAAAUAGUUUGGGAACAUGUAGCUAUACUUAAGUGGAAAUUUGGUUGUAGGAAUUAAAAACAUCACACCACAUUACUUGGCCUUUCAGUAAUGUGAA
Molecule: messenger RNA, 1218 nt
Organism: Otolemur garnettii (small-eared galago)
Lineage: Eukaryota; Metazoa; Chordata; Mammalia; Primates; Galagidae
Gene: SLC25A36
Product: solute carrier family 25 member 36
Exons: 7
Coding region: 96-1031 (311 amino acids)
Biological process (GO): pyrimidine nucleotide import into mitochondrion
Cellular component (GO): mitochondrion
Molecular function (GO): pyrimidine nucleotide transmembrane transporter activity
Source: RefSeq, a predicted model, not a curated record